Molecule: messenger RNA, 1982 nt
Organism: Jaminaea rosea
Lineage: Eukaryota; Fungi; Basidiomycota; Exobasidiomycetes; Microstromatales
Product: MFS general substrate transporter
Exons: 2
Coding region: 207-1982 (591 amino acids)
Biological process (GO): transmembrane transport
Cellular component (GO): membrane
Molecular function (GO): transmembrane transporter activity
Source: RefSeq, a predicted model, not a curated record
GUGACCUUCGCGGCUCGUGUGCCUCGCUUUGCGGUCAAUUGACGCCGCACACGACCGCGAGUGAUCGAGGGAUGGCGUGAUGCGAGAUUGCUCAGCGGAGGCCUAUCCAUCAGCUUCGAGGAGGCGAUAGCGUCGACGAAAAGUAGAAUAUCAGGACACUGGCUCGUACGCGCCUUGCUUUCCUGUCGCACUACCAUCUCCCCGUCAUGUCCGCAGCCAACAGCUCGCGGCCUGAGCCUCACGAUGCCCUCAUCGUCGAAGGCGGCAACGCGUUGACUGAUUCGCAGCGCGCCGACUCGUCGAUCAAGAGCGAAGGUAGCACCGAGAGUAAAGGCGAACGCAGCGAGGCGCCAAUGCCCUACAUUCCUCCCCUAGCCCCAGACGACGAUUGCGAACCACACUCCGUCUCCUCCCUCUUCUCCCGACAUCGCGCCGCCAACCUCGACGGCAUCGCGACGCGCCGCUCAGUCUUCGACGACCCCUCAUUCGCUUCGGCGUACACGCCCCACCCUCAGUGGGAGGGCAACUCUCGCCUCGACCCCUUGUGUCGCUGGACGUAUCGCGAGGAACGCUCCCUGAUCCGCAAGCUCGACUGGCGCAUCCUAGCCCUCGCCUUUGUGAUGUUCUUUGCUAUGGACCUCGAUCGAGAGAACAUUGCCCAGGCCAAUAGCGAUGGAAUGUUGCGCGACCUGGGGCUGAGCACGGCAGACUAUAAUCUAGGCCAGACGCUCUUUCGUGUGGGAUUUCUGCUCGCCGAGCUACCCAGCCAGAUGGUGGCUAAGCGCGUGGGGGUGGACAGGUGGGUACCCAUCCAACUCAUCGCCUGGUCUGCCUUCUCGAUAGCUCAAUUCAGCAUGCGCUCUCGAGCCUCAUUCCUGACGUAUCGCACGCUCAUCGGCAUCUUCUCCGGCGGCUUCAUCCCGGAUAUGGUGCUGUGGCUCUCCUACUUCUACACCAGUCGCGAAAUGCCCGCACGCCUCACCAUCUUCUGGCUCUCCAACUACCUCGUCAAGAUCCUGGGCCCAUUCGCCGCACUAGGCUUGCUCAAGCUCCGCGGCUACGGCGGUUACGCAGGGUGGCGCUACCUCUAUGCGGUGGAGGGGUUAUUUACGCUCCUCGUGGGGGUGUUUGCCCUCUUCCAUAUGCCUGCCGGGCCUACGCAGUCGCGCAAUUGGCUCUAUCCCCGCGGGUGGUUCAGCGAGCGACAAGAGACAAUCAUGGUCAAUCGCGUACUGCGGGACGAUCCGACAAAGGGGGACAUGCACAACCGUCAGGGUAUCGAUUGGCCGGCCUUUAAGCGCUGCCUCCUAGACUACGAUCUGUGGCCCAUGUAUGCGCUUGGCUUCACCUUCCUCAUCGCCUCGAUCCCCGUCCAGCAGUACCUCACGCUCGAGCUCAAGCGACUUGGCUUCACCACAUCAGUCACCAACGCACUCUCCAUUCCAGGCCCGGCACUGGCUGUUCUGAUCAUGAUGAUCCCGCCCAUCGUGAGCGAGAGGCUCAAUCACCGCACCUUUGUGUGCGCAACGGAGAACCUCUGGUCCAUCCCCUGCUACGUAGCGCUUUUCCUGCUCCCCGCAAGCGCCAGUCCCUGGGUCUACUGGGCUAUCGCGACGCUCCAACUCGGCGCGCCGUACGUUCAACCCCUCCAGGUAGCCUGGAUAGCUCGCAAUGCCGGUAGCGUAGCCAAUCGCUCCGUCUCCGCUGCGGUGUACAACGUCGCCGUCCAGCUCGGCGUCAUUGUUGGCGUCAACGUCUACCAGCCCAGCGAUGCUCCCGAGUAUCGACGGGGCAAUCUGGCAAUGGCGCUGCUCUGCUCGGGGGUACUGCUCCAGUACAUCGGGGUCUACCUCUACUAUCGCUGGCGCAAUGCGAGCAAGGCGAGGCUGUGGGAUCAGAUGACCAGGGAGGAGAGGGUGGCCUACCUCGACGCGAACAAGGAUGCGGGGAACAAGAGUCUGGCAUUUCGAUUCGCCCUCUAA